AUGCUCAACGCCAGCAACGGCCCCGGCUUUGCUGUGACGCUCCAGGGGCAGGCUGCCCGGCUGUGGAGCAAGCUCGUCGCGACCGUCGGCAAGGCCGUGCAGACCGCGGGAGCUGGUGCCGCGGCCAGUGUAGACCUGGCCUGCGCUGUGCCGCGCGCGCUCAUCUUCAACGUCUGGCAAAUUGCCGGAUCCCGGUUGGGCGCGUAA
Molecule: messenger RNA, 207 nt
Organism: Emiliania huxleyi CCMP1516
Lineage: Eukaryota; Haptophyta; Isochrysidales; Noelaerhabdaceae
Exons: 2
Coding region: 1-207 (68 amino acids)
Source: RefSeq, a predicted model, not a curated record